CCUAACCAAAACCAUGGCGUGCUCCCUCUUCCUUUUCUACCCUAUUCCUCUUCUUGUUUCCAGCGAGGUGCCGGCGAUUCGGGUUGGCGAGGAAGCGGCGCGGUUACGAAUCGGAUAUUGUUAAGGUAACUUCAUACCUCUAUUCGAAAUCGAAACCUCUUUCCUCUUUCUUUUGUUGCCGCCGCUAUGGAUUUAGACCCCGAAGGUAUCUUCCGCGACGACUCCGACUCUGACUCAGACUUACUCCAUCAGAGGGAGUCCACGAAAGAAUUCUCUGUCUACCUCGUUGACGCGUCUCCCAAGAUGUUUCGUGCGGUCGGAACAACUGAAGAAGAUGAAAAGGAGGAAACUUUUUUUCAUGCUGCCGUCCAAUGCAUCUCUGAAUCUCUCAAGGCUCAAAUCAUCGGCAGAUCGUCCGAUGAAAUUUCGAUCUGUUUCUUCAACACUAGGGAGAAGAAAAACAUUCAGGAUCUACAUGGCGUUUUUGUGUUCAACGUUGCGGAAAGAGAGCUUCUUGAUAGACCCACAGCAAGAUUAAUCAAAGAAUUCAGCAGCAUUGAAGAUAGUUUUAUGCAUCAUAUAGGCAGUCGAUAUUGGAUUGAGCCUGCAUCAAGGGAGAAUCCCUUGUACAACGCUCUUUGGGUUGCACAGGCGUUGCUGAGGAAAGGUUCUUUAAAAAAUGUGAGCAUGAGAAUACUCAUUUUCACAAACGAAGACAAUCCUUUUGGAAACAUUUAUGGAUCAGUGAAGGCAGACAUGAUCAGAACUACACUACAGCGUGCAAAAGAUGCUCAGGAACUUGGAAUCUCCAUGGAGCUUCUUCCAUUAGGCGGCAAAGAAUUUGAUGUCUCAAUCUUAUAUGCCAAUUUGCUUGGUCUGGAAAGCGAAGAGAUGCCUCUCUUUCUGAGCUCUGCCGAUGAAAAAUUAGAAGAUAUGGCGAAUCAGCUGCGAAAAAGGAUAUUUUCGAAGAGGAAGGUUAAAACAAUUAUGUUUAAGAUAGCCAGUGGUGUUAGUGUACAAGUGAAUGCGUACGCAUUGAUAAGACCUUCCACGCCUGGGCCUAUUAUGUGGUUGGAUUCUGUCACUAGUCGCCCUUUGAAGACUGAGAGAACGUUCAUUUGUGCUGACACAGGCGCU
Molecule: messenger RNA, 1137 nt
Organism: Phalaenopsis equestris
Lineage: Eukaryota; Viridiplantae; Streptophyta; Magnoliopsida; Asparagales; Orchidaceae
Product: ATP-dependent DNA helicase 2 subunit KU70-like
Exons: 1
Biological process (GO): cellular response to X-ray; double-strand break repair via nonhomologous end joining; cellular response to gamma radiation
Cellular component (GO): Ku70:Ku80 complex
Molecular function (GO): double-stranded DNA binding; telomeric repeat DNA binding
Source: RefSeq, a predicted model, not a curated record